CAGAUGAUUUCAUUGACAUCUGUGAAGUAUAGAAACGUCAUCGAGAAAGAAAGUCCAGAGACAAAAUACAACUUUUCUUGCAGUGAUACAACAAAUGAUCUUUUCCAAAAACAAAAUAUUUCUCAACGGCUGAUUAAGAUUAUAUCAAUAGUUUCGAUUAGAAAUGGCCAAUGUCUUAGAAUCGAAUGUAGUUAGUUAUGUGUGUGCUUGUGGUCAUUUGAAUCCAAUAACAAAAUUGUUUUUUUGUCGACAUUGUCUGAAGCCAAGGUGCGGCUUUUGUGUGUGUCAUGAAGUCGAUUCUCACUUUUGUUACAAUUGUUUGGAGAAUAUUCCGUCGGGAGAGGCGAAGUUGAAAAAGUAUCGUUGUAACAAAUGUUUCGAGUGUCCCAGCUGUCAACAUACGCUAUCGUCACGAGCAACAACCGUUCAUGUUCCACGUGAUGGUGAUGCCAAAGCCGAGAAAAAUGAAAAGGGCGAAGCAGCAGCGGCUGGUGCAGCUUCACCAGCUCCAGAUGCCGAUAAAGCAACUAAAACAUCCGCACGUAAAAUGUACUAUUUAUCGUGUUUAGCUUGCCGGUGGACAUCACGCGAUGUUGGAUUGUCAGAUCAAACAAACGCUGCUGGAAAUUGGCCUGAAAUCGAAUACGCACACGCAACUCGGUUCUCAAAACUAAUGGAGUACUAUCAAGAUGUGGUGUUAGUUGAAAAGCAAGAGAAACAGGAUUAUUCGCGUCGGAUGACCCCGAAAAAACAUAAAUUCGGUAGUUUAACUGAUCGUACUGGUUUGACAGCAUCAAUAGUUCGUCGUCAAAUGGGAUGGUCUGAAAAACUCGCUGUUAAGAAAAAUCCAAAAAUUUUACCAUCCGAAGCAAGCGAAGAGGUUGAUGAAUUGCCUAAAGACAUCUUCACUCAGCCAAUCAACUUGAAAUCGGUCACAACACUGAAACAACGCUUGCAAAAUCCAUCGCUUCAACCAACAUCGGUGAAUAAUCUGUAUCCACAGCACAAAAGCAUUUCGAUCAAACGAUCGUUGCGUUGCAAACAAUGUCAACACAAUGUCUUGAAGCCAGAGUUCAAUCCACCGUCGAUUAAAUAUCGUAUUCAAUUGUACGCAAGUGCUCACAUGCCUGAUGUUCGUCUCAUCAAAUCGCAACCAAUUGUUCUCGGUUCAACGGACACAUUUACAAUUCAUUUGCGUUUGACGAAUCCAACACUACACGAUAUGACCAUAACGAUUAUGGAUUUGCCAACGUCAGACGAAGAGGAUCUGAUCAUUUCCGAGUUGAAGAGCAGUUUUGAAAAAAGUUUGAAUGCCUCUUCAACGGUAACUACACCCAGUGGCACUGGAUCAGCACCGAGCAGUCUCACUUCGCUGCCGUUGAGUCGUCAGCAAUCGAUCAUUGCCGAAGAAUUGCGACCGGUUGGCGAUGGAGUCAAUGCAAUGGUCAUCAUUCCGGAUUCAUCAUUCAUUUUGAAUUAUCGUGACGAUGCCGCCGAAUUCGAUGACGAUGAUCAAGUGAAAAAAGAAGAACUAAAAUUCAUCCUCUGGCGCAAAGCCAACAAAGUCGCAAUCGAAUUGAAUGUUAAACCACAAAUGAAUUUACUGAAGGUUGGCGAUGAUGUCGUCGCUGGCUUUACAAUGCAAUACACAUACGUGAAUACGGUCGUUGGGAGCACAGCAGCUAGCACCGCAUCGAGCAGUGAUAAAAAGGAAAGACACGCGCUUAGUGUUCGUGUUUACGUUCGUCUUGGACAAAUUCAACCCAAUUAAUCUUUAACCGAGCUAAUUUCGGCAACAUUUGAUUUAACAACUACGAAAAAAAUAAAUAAACGGAGGAAAAAAAGUGUCUUAAGUGCUUUUAAAAUGAACUGAAUUCUGAUUUCGGAAAAAUAAUGCAAUCGAUGAAGUCUCGUACUUCAACCGCGAAUUAAAUCCCUUUGAUUGAUGUUUUGUUUAUCGACAUUGAUAGUCUCGCUGAUAAAUGGGAUUUUCUUCUUUCAAAAAAAAAAACACGCAUUAUUCUUUGGAAAGCAAUCAUUCGCUUGAUGUGAGCUACUUCCUAUUUAUCAAAACGGCCGUAUCAAUUGCUGUAUACUCAUAAAUGAUUUAUUAACCAAAUAAAAUGCAGUAUUCACACAAA
Molecule: messenger RNA, 2141 nt
Organism: Sitodiplosis mosellana (orange wheat blossom midge)
Lineage: Eukaryota; Metazoa; Arthropoda; Insecta; Diptera; Cecidomyiidae
Gene: DCTN4-p62
Product: dynactin subunit 4
Exons: 4
Coding region: 164-1771 (535 amino acids)
Cellular component (GO): dynactin complex
Source: RefSeq, a predicted model, not a curated record